AUGUCCUCCAAUCGUCUCCGCCUCACCUGGUCCGAGAAGGUAGCCAUCCUCAAGAAGGCUGCUCGCUCACCUAGUCUGUCAUUUAGUGUAGUGCAAACUGGCAAGAACGCAAGUGACACAUCCAGCAAUACGAACUACGGGCGCGCUGCGGACUGGGCUCUGAGUUUGCGUCUCAAAAACGGCGCAUCAGCGAUUGACGUGCCAUCAAGCGCUCGUGUUGGGGCUGCUUGCCUGGACGGUCAGCGUUAA
This is a messenger RNA of Phytophthora infestans T30-4, 249 nucleotides long. RefSeq lists its product as uncharacterized. Lineage: Eukaryota; Oomycota; Peronosporomycetes; Peronosporales; Peronosporaceae. The record is from RefSeq and is a predicted model, not a curated record. The coding region runs from base 1 to 249 and encodes 82 amino acids. The transcript has 3 exons.